UUGUGAUCACAUGAGCAAAUAUCACUAUAUAUAGAUCUAACAAUACGGGGAUUGGAAUGCGCCAUGUCACUAGGCUGACUCGCAUGCGUUGUUCUACCCCGACUUCGGGGACUUCGGGGACUUCAUAACUGCAUGAGAAAAUGCCAACAUGAGUGAAUUUAACUGCACGAGGACGGUAGAGUAGCGAGAAGCUGAUCGGCCAUUCAUUCUUGUUAUUUUAAGCGUUAAGGCGUCGAAGGCAUUAUGUCUACAAAUACCUGGUUCACCCGCACCGUAUUUUUGAUGUUAUGUGUCAGCGCCGGCAUCCUGCUACGAUUGUCUUGGGGAGGAUCGAACAAUCGGCCCAGUACGCGUGGAUUGUUGAUAGCAGAUACGAAAGAACCAGCUUCAACCAAUGCCACAGGAGACACAUACCCAAGGCAGGACGAGUCCCAAACUGACAUCGUCAUAGUGCUCGCCUAUUACAGGAGUGGAUCAACGUUCUUAGCGGAGAUAUUUAACCAGAAUGCAGAAGCUGUGUACUUCUUUGAGCCUCUGCGAUGGUUUAGAGAAUCAUUCUUCAAUGAGACGUUUUAUAUCUACCCUGGCAAUACACGAAGGAUGGGACCCAUGGGCACAAUGGCUGCUGACAAACAGGCCGCAUUCAUGGUGGACGUCCUCAAAAAACUUAUCCAUUGUGAUAUAGAGCAUCUGCCGAAGUCUGUAUAUUUCUUAAAUAUGAAUAUGCGAAUUUGGCCUUUCUGCAAUCCCGAGCAAAAGAACUUAAAAGAUAUGGAAAAUUGUUUCAAAGAAGUCGGAGAUACAAGCGACAAGUGUACAGAUAUUCUCAAGGAAGUAUGCACGAGAUUCAGCUUCAAGGCAUUUAAGGUGAUACGCCUGCCCUUGAACGACCUUGACCCCAUUCUGGGUCAAUAUCCAAAUGCCAAGGUCAUUCAUCUCAUCCGAGAUCCAAGAGGAUCGAUCAAUUCGCAACGCUGGCUCUACGAGUAUUGUGGGCUUGAAUGCGCAGUACAUCGACAUUGUAAUGAGCAUAUGUUACCAGACUUAAUAAGCAGGAGAACGCUAGAAAAACGCUACCCAGGGAGAAUAUUGCAGGUGAUUUACGAAGACGUGGUGGAGGAUCCCGUCCUUUGGAGUAAUAGAAUUUACAGUUUUCUAGGCCGCACAAUGCCUGGCAAUAUCGAAUCGUGGCUUAAAAGGGCCACCGGGGCUGAAACAGACAAUGGAACGUGGGGGACAAAAAGGCGAAAUGCCCUAGAAACGGCGCACAGAUGGAAGACAGAUAUGCCGCUCAAGAUGGCGCUUCAGGUGGAUGCGAUUUGCGCUGAGGUAUUGAAACUUCUUCCAAUGUACGAACCCGCUUUCAGAAUACUGCGGCAGCAAAAUCUGUCAAAUGCAAAUAUAAGUAAAACGUGAAAUUAGAAUUAUUUAAAAUAUGUCAUUUUGUAGUGUCAAAUGGUCUCAGAAAAGGUGCUCUACCAUCAGUUUUCGUUCAGUUAAUAUAUACAUGUAUAGACGUCCAGAAAACAUGUCAGUCAUUUCAGUAUAACUCUAGUCCGAUACGUAGAAAGCUAGUGCAGAAUUUCAGGAGGGAAACGUUUUGGGCCCUUCGCUAAGUUAAUUGGUCACAAUCCACGGGAAUGCUUUAUCACACCUACCACAAUCUUCAACUGUGCCCUCAGGUAUGACGUUUUAAAUAAGAUUAAUUGCUUGGGUUGCCGUAUUGCCGACAAACUUUACGAUGAUUUUUUUAAAAUAAAGGUAUUAAUUGAAAUGCAGUAAUCAAAAUCCCUUUAUGCUCUUUGUAUAGUAAUCGAAAGGGUAGAGUCAGCAAACAUAAAAAGGUGCUUAGCAACAAAAUGUAUAACAAAAUGCCAGUGAGACCCGUAGCUUUCAUAAGAUAGCUACACAAAUGUAUGGCAACCUGAAUACCAUUGGCUAUUUACACAAUAAUAGUCAUUAAAAGUAAAAAAUUCAGUGAGAAGUGGACAUAAAAAUGUAUAAUGAGAUUUGCAUCCAUGUUUCCUAUUGAGAAACAAACAGAAGGCAUAUAAAUGGAGCUUAAGGUCAUCAAAGAGAAGCAUGCUUUCGUAUAUUCUUGUUAAACACUACCAUGUUUGGCCAUUCAAUUUUUAUUUUGUAUUGGCACUGGAGCUGUGGGACCAGUGUCAGAUAUGUGGCCCAAAGAUGUUUGGCCAAUGUGGUAAUGGUUUCAUUCACAGUUGCUUAUUACUAUGCAUGUGUUUGCGUUUAUAGGUCUGGCAUAGGUCUGCCCAUAGAUUGCACAGUCUUGAUGGGAUAUUCCGAAUGAUGGUAAAUUCCAAAGGAGUAUUACAUGUAUGAUUUCAAUAAGUUCAAAAUAAGACAGAAUGUUGCUUAUAACCAUUCAUUAGUGUCUUAAUUAGUAUAAUUCCUUAUUCUACCCUCAAGUUAAAGUAUAAUGGGUGAUAUUUUAUACGAUGGGGUACC
Messenger RNA from Lingula anatina, 2469 nucleotides. RefSeq names its product carbohydrate sulfotransferase 3. The record is from RefSeq and is a predicted model, not a curated record. NCBI's taxonomy places the organism in Eukaryota, Metazoa, Brachiopoda, Lingulata, Lingulida, Lingulidae. Gene Ontology annotation, biological process: sulfur compound metabolic process; N-acetylglucosamine metabolic process. Gene Ontology annotation, molecular function: N-acetylglucosamine 6-O-sulfotransferase activity.